This is a messenger RNA of Solanum tuberosum (potato), 967 nucleotides long. Its product is annotated as glycine-rich RNA-binding protein blt801-like. Bases 142 to 660 code for a protein of 172 amino acids. The record is from RefSeq and is a predicted model, not a curated record. Gene Ontology annotation, biological process: actin filament-based movement. The transcript is spliced from 2 exons. Lineage: Eukaryota; Viridiplantae; Streptophyta; Magnoliopsida; Solanales; Solanaceae. Gene Ontology annotation, cellular component: actin filament.
UAGAACUUAGAUAUAUAGCUUCAACAUGACUAGAAAAAAACCAAGUAGGUACGUAAUAUAUGUUCAAUAUCUAGUUGCCUAUAGGUACAACUAUAAAAGGAAGACAAUAGUGCAAAUAUCUUAAUCAAGCAAAGAAACAAUAUGAAGAAAUAUUGUAUUCCUACUAGUCAAAGCUUAUUAACAUUCUUGUUUUUCUUUUUUGCUUUUGUAGUGUGUUUGAGAGGUGAUGAAAAUGUAGAUGGAAGUAGCAAUGUUGUUCAAGGUUCAACAAAUGCCAACAAUUCCUACAAUAUUACUGGUGAUGUUAUCGAUAGAAAGGAUACGAAUAAGGGAGGUGGAGGAGGAGGAGGAGGUCGUGGUGGUGGUGGACGUUGGUGGGGUGGUGGAGGUGGAGGCGGAGGUGGAAACGAUGGUAAAGGAGGAGGUGGUGGUGGUGGUGGCGGGGGGUGGGCAUGGGGAUGUAGGAAACAAAAAGAGCAUAAUAAUCAUCAUAAACAUUUGCAUAUGAACAAUGAUCAAGAUUACAAAAUAGGUGAAUUUGCACAAUGCAUGGUUAAAAAUAGAUGCAAAGGGAUGCGUUUGGAUUGUCCUCUUCAUUGUGGAGGACCUUGUUAUUAUGAUUGUAGACAUAUGUGCAAAGCUCAUUGUCGUCGUGCCUAAAGGUUUUUCUCGUCAAUUGAAUGAAUCUAUUAAGUCAUCAAGAAUAAUAUAUGUAGCAGCAAGAAUGGUGCACCAAUCACCUAUUUAUGGUUCUCACUUGGGAGUCAGAACGAACGGCUGCUAUCUAUUGUACUAUGUUAUUUUUGCUAUAGUGUGUGGUAUUAAUUUUGCUAGAAAUUAAGUGUACGGAAAAUUGGUAGACUCAUUGAGAUUGGGUUGUAAAUUAGUACUAGCAAGUAUUGUGUUUUACAAUAUGGUUUUUUUAGCUCUCUAAAUUUGAGGGCUAAAAGUUCUCUUUUAUUUUUGA